Molecule: messenger RNA, 3567 nt
Organism: Anguilla rostrata (American eel)
Lineage: Eukaryota; Metazoa; Chordata; Actinopteri; Anguilliformes; Anguillidae
Product: antigen WC1.1
Exons: 16
Biological process (GO): zymogen activation
Cellular component (GO): plasma membrane
Molecular function (GO): serine-type endopeptidase activity
Source: RefSeq, a predicted model, not a curated record
AUGUUUCCCCAGUACCACAGAGCGGUCAGCAUGGGCCUCUGGCUCCUGAAGAGGACUGCUGCAGCAAAGAGCAGCUCUGACUGCUGUGAGAUGCGGUGGAACAGGCUCCGGCUGCAGGGAGGGGAGGGCCCAUGCGCGGGGCGGGUGGAGGUCUUCCACGACAACGCCUGGGGGGUGGUCUGCAACCACAAGUGGCAGAAGGCCAACGACGAGGUGGUCUGCAGGAGCCUGGGAUGUGGAGUUCCCAGGGGCUCCAGCACGGACUACACCAUCCCCGACGUCCCCAAACUGGCCUGGAUGAACGAGGUCAGCUGUACUGGGACGGAGUCCAGCCUGUGGGACUGCACGUUCCCCGGCUGGGGCGUUAACGGAUGCCCCACGGAGCAACACAUCAACAUCGAAUGUUCAGAAAAUGUUUCUUUGACUCUGGAGUUCGGCUGUGCCGGUGCUGUGCAGUACACAACUUCCAAAGGGAAGGGUGUCGUGUGCCAUGAAAACUGGGGGAAAAAGGAGGCGGACAUCGUGUGCAGAGAGCUGAACUGCGGCGUGAGCGCGUACGUGCCCCUGGCAGGAACCUAUCGAGCUCAGGGUCCCGCGCUGAUCGGCUCCCUGAACUGCACCGGGGACGAGACGUUCCUCUGGCAGUGCGUCACCAGGUUUGGGGCAGGAGAGGCGUGCGCUGACCCUGUGGGUGUUAUGUGCUCAGAGCACAGGCCGCUGCGUCUGAUUGGAGGCUCGCACAGCUGCUCCGGGAAGCUGGAGGUCAGGGAGUCCGGCGCCUGGCAACCGAUCUGCCGGACCGACUACCGGCGUCUGCCGAGCGCCGGGGAGCUGUGCUCGCGUCUGCGAUGCGGAGAGAGCGGCCGCCUCGAACCCGGGCCGUGCAACGGGACGGAGCAGGUUAACCUCACCUGCUCAGACGCCGUUAGGAUCGUGCUCCUGGACGGCGGCGGGAAGGAGAGCCGGUGCUUCGGGGCCGUGCAUGUGGACAGGAACGGCACGCGCGAGGCGGUGUGCGGCGACGGGUGGACGGAGGCGCAGAGCGGCGUGGUGUGCAGGGAGCUGGGCUGCGGGGGGGCUCUGACCCGCGGCCGGCGCGCCCGCGACGGGGGGAGGGCGGCGAGCGGGCGGCUGAGCCGGGUGCAGUGCCCGAACGCGGAGGCCAGCCUGUGGCACUGCCUCGCCCGAACCGCUGACAGAGCCCAGCGGUGCCAGGGAGCCUACGUGGUCUGCGAAGGCAGCAUGGACGUGCGGCUCGUUGACGGCCUGGGGAGAUGCUCGGGCAGAGUGGAGGUUUUGUACGAGGGCUCGUGGAAGAGCACGGUCGUGAGCGGGGGGACCAACAAACUGACAACCGACGCCUUGGAAGCCCUGUGCGGAAAGCUGAACUGCGGCAGAAUGCACCGGCACAGCGGCGAUCUCUUCAGCCACGGGGACACGGCGCCCUGGCAUCUCACCUUUUCGUGCCCGGAGGUUUUUUCACCUCGCGACUGCUUCAAGUUCGAACCGUACCGGCCGCUUCAGAAGAGACGGGACAGCACGAAAGUGAUCUGCACAGAGGACAAAAUGCUGUACCUCCUGGGAGAGACUCCCUGUUCUGGGAAAGUCGGGAUCCAGACCGUGGGGAACUACUGGCUGGCGGGAUCGCCGGGGGCCUGGGGGAUGGGCACGGCCGCGGCGGUGUGUCGACAGACGCAGUGCGGGAACGCGCUCUCCUUUAAAACCGUCGCCAGGGACGACGGCGACUCCCAGGGAGCGUGGAAGAGCACGUACAGCUGUUCCUCAAAUGAGACCUCGCCUUUCGACUGCACCCCCAGGGCGAAUAAAAACGACAGCGAGGUAGCGUUCGUUCACUGUUCAGGGUCCAAAUCGGCACGCCUGGAGGAAGGGUGCUGGGGAAAGCUUCGCGUCUGCGUGGGCGCGUCCUGCGGAGGCGUCUGCGCAGACGCGUGGACGCAGGAGAACUCAGACAUGGUCUGCCGGGAGCUGGGCUGCGGGAGGGCUCUGCUCGCGGGCCCGGGGGGCCCGAAGGCGGCGGGGACGCUGUUCCUGAGCGCGCACUGCGCCAGGCCGGUCCGGAACCUGACCCAGUGCACCUUCGUACCCGCACGCGACCACACGCACUGCCAGCAGAACCCGGUCUACGUCACAUGUUCAGGCAGCCUUCGGGCGAAGCUCGUGGACCCGCAGGACCGGUGCGCGGGGAACGUGGAGAUGUUUCUUUCCGGGUCCUGGUACCCCGUUUGCAAGGAGGCCCUGGGAGAGGCCCACGUUCGAGGGGCGGUCUGCGAAGAGGCGGGCUGCGGCUGGAACUCGACCUUCGGCGACUCCCUGUACAGACCCGCUGUCGCGAGGGGAAUAUCCGCCAUCGAGUGCACGGGAAAUAACACUUUAAAGGAGUGUCUGAUUACCGCCGGGCCUGAAGACUGCGUCCUUGGGCGUCUGCAGUGUUCCGGGCGGGUGAGCAUGUUGCUAGGCGACGGCGGUGCGUGCAAGGGGAGAGUGUUCGUCCUGGCGGAGGGCGGCGACCAGUACCCAGUGGCCGCGGAGGGCUGGGGCGUCCCGGAGGGCCAGGUGCUGUGCCGGUACCUGCGGUGCGGGGACUUCGUCCGCCAAUCGGGGGAACGGAGCCUGCUGCGGGACUGGUGGGCGGUGAGGUCCCGUUGCCUCGGCAACGAAACCAGCAUCUGGGACUGCGUCACGGCGGCGAGGGCGCCCGUGACGCCCGCCAAGAGCCGGCAGCUCCGCGUCGAGUGCUCAGACACCCCCGUUUUAAGCCUAUCGGGCAAACACCAAUGCUCCGGACGAGUGGAGAUAGACGUUGGAGGACAAAGAGGGGGUGUCUGUGGACAACACUGGGGAGAGAAGGAGUCCAGAGUCGUUUGCCAGGAGCUGAACUGCAGCCACGCGAUCUCUCACGAAAUCGAGCGAGGGGUUCGACGGGAAGCCAACUACGUGUCCUGCAGCGGCAAGGAGUCCAAACUCUGGCAGUGCGGGACGAGGAGCGACGCCUGCGAGUCGGGACUGGUCUCCGUCACCUGCGCAGAUGAUGUCCAGUUUAGCCUGACUGGAAAAUGUGGGGGCGAAGUUAAAAUGUAUUAUUGGGGUCAGUGGGAGAGCGUGUGCCCUCUGCCGUCCCCCACGUCCAAGGAGGCGCAGCUGAUCUGCGCACAUCUGGGAUGCGGAGACGCCGUCCGCGGCGAAGAGUCGACGCGAGAGGCCGAGCGUAAAAACAUGCGGGCCUCCAUUUUGUGCGCGGGCUCGGAGAAAUUCGUCCGGCACUGUGUCAGGCCUGUGUCUUGUACCGCGCAGACACCCGCCUUUGUCUACUGUCAGGAUUACGUCAGCCCAAAAUUCCCUGUGAACCCAGCUGUGGUCAUUCUACUGCUCACCAUCCUGGUCCUGGCGGCUGCACUGGGCAUUUGGCUAUGGUUAUACAGAGUAAGGAAUUUAAAGACAGGUAUGUCUGCAUUUGAGACUGGUGAUUAUGAAAAUGUUCUGUCAGAUGACAAUUAAAUGUCAAAUAUAGGUAUGAGAAACAAAGACAGUUCAGGCUCCUCCCUAUAA